AUGGCUCCUCGGGGCCGCAAACCGAAAGCGGCCAAGUGCCCAGAGGCUGAAGCAGUUGACGCCGGAAAGGCCGGCGCCCUCCUCACCCUGUUAGGAGAGACAAAGGUAGCAGCGGAGCCAGAAACGAAUUCCACGGGAAACGGCAAAGCCGGCGGAAUGCACAAGAGUGACGGCCCCAGCAGGGGGAUGAGGGGAGCGGCACUAGACGAAGGCAGGUCCCAGAGGCGAGCAAGAGAGGGAAAAGCUGCAGCAGAGGCAAUCGGGCAGAACAAAACUCAGAAAGGCGAUGCAGCAGCGGCUAGAGCCAGGAAUGGCAAGGGAGGCGGCCAACAUGCUGGCUGCGGAGACGGGCUGGGCUCCCGUCGAUUGAAAAAAAGCCAAGUGGCACGUGUUUCAUCUAAUCAGACAGAGCCUGAGACAUCCACGUGGCCGUCGUUGGCAUCAGCGACGGCAUUUCCGCCACUCACCCUCUCGCCUCCAGCCUCACCUGCGUCGACAGCUCCCGCUGUCUCGGUCUCCUCCACCCCCUCCAUUUCCUUGCCGUCUUUUCCGUCUCUUUCGGGUUCGGCCGCUUACGCUUCGGAGUUCCCUUCUCUGUCCGCAGCCCGAGUCUUCAUUCGCGGCUCUAUUCGCAAGGCAGGUUGGGUUUCGGACGCAGCUCCCGCGGCAAGGGGAUGCGUUUUUCCGAACAGCAGUGACGCGAAAGACGAAAUGUGGGCGCAAGAAGCCGCGCAAGACGGUGCUGUAGAAGAGAGCAAAGAGCCUACGCACAGCGGAGCGGCCGCUCAAUCGGGUGCUGACGGCGGGGGCCAGCAGCAAAGCGUCGCAUGCCCUUCUGGUCCCUUCACUCCACGCGCGUCUUUGGUGGAAUCGCCCCGAGAGUCACUGCCGUCCUCGCUCCCUCCAUGUGGGUCGUCUUCCCUUUCGUCCACGUCGCUGCCGGCUUCGUCUCUGCCUACUUGGGGCAUGGCUGGGUGUUCGUUUUCUGCCGACUCGUUGGCAUCGCCGCUGACGGCGUUUUCGUGCUCUGCGGUUCAGCUCCGCCCCGAUCGUCUGUCGACAGAAGGUCCGCUGGAGGGCAGUGGGUGGGAAUGCUUUCCAAACGCAUAUCCCGAGGGCGAGCUGCUGCGCCCCGGAGGAGGGAUGGAACAGCUCGGGGCUUUCGGAGCAGAUUCAGCAAAUGUCCAAUCUCUUGAGGCACAAAGCUUCUCCCACGCACAGGGCGUCGACUCUGGCCUUUUCGCGCCCAGGCCCGCAGACCUGUGGCCAGGGACCGCUUGCGCAGACCUCUGGACCGACGACGAAGGCGCGGCUCAGUACCAGACGACCCCACAUACGACAGAACAAACCAGUGGUUUCCAGAGGAGUGCAUCUGAUGGAGAGUCCGUAGACUGCGAGGAGGGAGCGGAUCUGUCUGCCCCUGAGCGGCGCCCCUCUUUGUCUUCUUCCUUCCUCGGCGAUCGGCCAACGACUGCGUCCUCAACCUACUCCCGCCGAACAUCUGUGUCGUCGUUCUCCCAAGCGAAAGCAAGCUUCUCGGUCUCCGCCCCAUCGUCUGCUUUCCCUUCGUCUUCGGCUUCAGCCUCCGGGGACUACGAAUUCGUCUCUCUCGUGCACGCGGACGAUGAGGAAUGCGUCACGCCCGAGUGGGAAGAGCCGCCAUCCAAGACGCCCACGCAGACCCCGGGGAGUCCCACUUUCGGGUAUCAAUCGAGUCUCCAUCCUCAGGCUCCACCUCACAGCGCCCCUUCCGCCGGCGGCUUCCCGUUGCCUCCGUCACUCGCGACCUGGGGGGCAUCGCAGGGGGGUCCGCCGUCAACGUACCGCGACGCGUACGCUCCUGGGGUGCCGCCGCCUCCGCCGCAGAGGUUUCCGGGGUUCCCGCUGGCCGCUCCCUCGCCUCCCUCGCCCCCUUCAGCUCCGCCCUCCGGAUUUCCGAUGUAUUUGGGAGCUUCGCUCCCCUACCGCCGUCCCAGUGGCGUUCCGCCGCCUCCGCCACGCUCCCCGUACCUUGUCUUCCAAGGCUGGCCGCCGUCACCGCCGUCACCGCCGUGCCCACCGCCCGCCUUUCCUCCAGCCCCAGCGCCAUUUCCAGAAGAGUUCCUCGCGCCGUUUGCGCGUCCCGCUUCGCCCUCUGCGUUUGCUAGAUACCGCGGGCCGUGCGGCGCAGGGCCUGUAGUAUUGCCACCUCCGCCGUAUUCGGGCUACGCUGGCUACAACGAGGGAGGGUUCAGGCUUCCGUCUCCGCCGCCGUUCGACGAGUUCGGUCUCUCCAGAGAGUUCCCUCUUUUCCAUGGAGGAUGCGUCAAUUUCCGGGAGGCGCAUCGGGAUCAGAUGCGAGUUCCUCAGUUCCCACUCCCAGCAGCCCCCGCGCAUCGGCAGUCGUCGUCCUCUCCAGUCACUCACGGAAGCAGAGGCAAUUCGGUCUCGUCGCGUCCCCAUCCUUACCAGAGAGGGAAAUACUCGCCUCCGCCCAUCAUGCCGGCAUUGAGCUCUUGGAUAUCUCCCGAAGCUCUGGAGGAGGGCAGGGGCUACAUGUAUUCGCCUCUGGCUCAUCGCCAGCGCAGCCGCGACGACUCGCCGGGGCGCCUCCAGCCCUCAGCUGCGCCUCACUCUGAAGACUGCCAAAGCGCCGCUUCGCCUUCGUACGGUUUUACCAGCGGCCCUGCAGACACCUCGCUCCCGUUUCGCCCCUUCUCCUACGGCGCCAGGUCUUCCUUUUCCUCCUCCCCGCUGUCGUCCGCAGGCCGCGCGAGCACCAGCGCCGCAGUGUCUGCUUCCUGCGUCUCGCUCACAGAGAGGGAAUUUGUCGCUGUCGCUGAGGAGCACUCUAGGCCAUCUGCUCACGCAUUCGCGUCUGCACUGUCUUCAGUCUCGGGGCCCCUGGUUGGCGAGGUCGCUUCAACGCGGCAUCCUUCAUCCGCCUCCUGCUCGUCAGCUGCGCCCUGGGUGCCCCCUGAGUCCUCGACAACUGCCGAAGACAAAGGGCGAGCCGAAGCGGCCCUCGCCGCGUCGGUUCCGCGGGAAGGAAACGGCCCUGGCUGUGCAAGCUCUCAGGACUCGCCUUCAGAGGAAGACUCUUCUUCAUCUUCCGCCACCAAGAAAAUCCCCCUAUUUGGUGUCCCUUGCCUUACCUACGACGGAGAAAAGUAUUUCUCCUCUUAUUCGUGUAUUUCGUCGGCGCCCACGUAUCUGGACGCUACUUCCGCCUCCGGCUUUGACCUUUCCGCAGAGUCUUCUUUUUCGGCUUCAUAUCGUUCUCCUUCGUUGGCCCCGUUUCACAGGUAG
Besnoitia besnoiti is the source of this 3288-nucleotide messenger RNA. RefSeq lists its product as uncharacterized. The transcript has a single exon. The coding region runs from base 1 to 3288 and encodes 1095 amino acids. The record is from RefSeq and is a predicted model, not a curated record. Lineage: Eukaryota; Apicomplexa; Conoidasida; Eucoccidiorida; Sarcocystidae.